AAAUAGCUGAAGACAAGAGCCACCGAAUCGAGAGACAAAACACUAUAUUUGAAAGAUUGUUAAACGUUCGAAAUGGGUUUAAUCGACAGGAGAAGGGACGUGUUUAUGUUCGGAUCGUGUCUGGUUCCAGUUCUGGUUCUGUUGGCCGCAGCUGUGACCGUGAACUGCGAAACUCACUCUCUGACCUACAUCUACACGGCCUACUCCAAAGAGCCGUCCACUCCUGGUCUUCACAAGUUCACAGCCAUGGGUCUGCUGGACGGCAGGAUAAUCGACUACUUUGACAACGACCAUCCACUCAAAGUUCCCAAACAGAAAUGGAUGGAGGAGCAGGAGGAUAAGGACUACUGGAAGAAGGGGUCUGAUACCCUCAAGAAGAUGAUGGACUGGUUCAACAUCAACAUCGGAAUCUUGAUGGAUCGGAUGAGACAAAACCAGUCUGACCUGCACACCCUACAGUGGCUGCAUGGCUGCGAGGCCAAAAAGGAAGCGGGGGGAAUGGUGUUCACCCGCGGCCUUGACAUGUACAACUAUGACGGUAAAAGUUUCCUGGAGUUUGACGAUGCUCAUGGAGUUUGGUCCACUGCCAAUACUGCGGCAGAGCCGACCAAAAGGAAGUGGGACGGGGUGCUGGCCCUGAAGGACUACACCAAGGGCUACCUGGAGAAUGAGUGCUGCCAAUGGAUGGAGAAGUUCCUGCAGAAAGAACAGGAGGAGCUUCAAAAGUCUUCGCUGCCUGAUCCCGAGGUCUUUCUGUUUACAACAUCGUCCUCCGUGAACGACAGGGUGAACCUGAACUGCUUGGCCACGGGCUUCUACCCCACAGACGUGGACCUGCAGAUGACGAGGGACGGUCAACUCCUCACGCAGCUGAACGGACUCCGAAGCUCCAAGGUUCGACCGAACCACGACAACACGUACCAGCGCAGGGACACGGUGGAGAUCUUAACCAGUGACACGUCUGAGUUCAGGUGUGAGCUUCUUCAUCCGUCCUUCACUGCCCCCAUCAGGAAGGUCUGGGCAAUGAUCAUCGGUGUUGUGGGGGGGUGUGUCCUCCUCUUCCUCCUGGUCGUCGCCCUGCUGUUGAUUUGGCUGCAUAAAAAGAAUAAACUGACUUGUUUUGGAAACACAAACGAGAAGAAAGAACUCUCCCAAGGCUCAGAGAAUUCUCUGGACUCAGGGAAGUCGUCGGUCGACAAACCACUGAUAAAAGUGGCUAAUGGAGGACAGAACCUGGUAUCUGGAGAGCAGCAGAACCUGGUCUGAGGUCUGGACUGGACCAGAACAGAAGUCUGGACGAUGCUACGUGUUAAGGACGACCUGUACAGGAAGUUGCUGCUGGCCUUCUACCACUACUCAGUGGAGAGUGUGCUGACAGCCCAGGACAGGAAGGUGGUGCUGAGGGUCAUAAACACUGACACCCCGUCCACCCGUUUGACCUGUUAACCUGUGGAAGACGCUACAGGUUAAUCAAGUCUCACACCACCAGACUGACAAAGAGCUGUUUGUCCUGGUAUAGCUGUUCUACUGUCUGGUAUACCUGCACUACCUCCUGGUAUACCUGCACUACCUCCUGGUAUACCUGCACUACCGUCUGUGUUGUAAAAAGUUUUGUAUGAUUACUGUAUGUUGUCGAUGUGGUCAGUCUGAAAUGUGACACCAUACCACGGGGAAAGACCUAUGGCCCCAUUUUUCACCAAAAGAUAUUUUGUAAUGGAAGAAUUCUUGAGAAGAAUAUUCUGCCAUGGCACGUCGGCGACGGGGAGGGUGAGUGGAAUUCAA
Molecule: messenger RNA, 1782 nt
Organism: Cynoglossus semilaevis (tongue sole)
Lineage: Eukaryota; Metazoa; Chordata; Actinopteri; Pleuronectiformes; Cynoglossidae
Product: BOLA class I histocompatibility antigen, alpha chain BL3-7-like
Exons: 10
Coding region: 73-1266 (397 amino acids)
Biological process (GO): immune response
Cellular component (GO): external side of plasma membrane
Source: RefSeq, a predicted model, not a curated record